This is a messenger RNA of Sporothrix schenckii 1099-18, 780 nucleotides long. RefSeq lists its product as uncharacterized. The coding region runs from base 1 to 780 and encodes 259 amino acids. The record is from RefSeq and is a predicted model, not a curated record. The transcript has 2 exons. Lineage: Eukaryota; Fungi; Ascomycota; Sordariomycetes; Ophiostomatales; Ophiostomataceae.
AUGUUCCGGCCUCCGCCUCGGCCUCUGGUUCUGUUGAUGGUGCCGUCGCCGUCCUCCCAGUGCUGCCAGCACACCGCCACCGCCUGCGCCGUUGCUUCCUCCAGCGGCGGCCGCCUGGGCACGCGCCUCUCGCUCGGCCGCCGCCACCAGCUGUGCCUCCAGCUCCGCCUCGGCCGCCUCGUCGCUCACGCCGCCCGCGGCCCCGGUGGCCUUGCGCAGCUCCUUCCGCCGCGCAAUCCGCUCCCGCAGCGCCUUGUCCUCGGCGUCGCGCGCCUCCAGCUCCUUGACCCACUUCUCCGUCUCCGCCUGCUGCUUCUGCUGCCGCUCCAGUGCCCACUGCUGCCGCUCCUUUUUCCGGUCGUCGGCGAGGUAGAUGCCGCCGCCAACAAUGGCCAUGAUGGUAAAGCCCUGCGCGAGCACACGCGCACGGAACAUGCGCUGGGCCUGGUGGUGGUCGCCCUUGCGGAUGGCGCGGGUGGCGUUGAUAAAGGCGGCGACGGUCACGAUGCAGCCGAUGGGAAUGAGCGGUUCUUUGAGCAGCUUGCGGCCGAAUCGUUGCAGGGGCGUCGAUUGAUUUUCUCUGAGGGGUGGGGGGAGGGGAGGUGUCAGCAGCUGCCGCAAGACAACGAAAGAGAACGGUGGAGCAAGACUCACGCAUUGCUGUCAAACGACGACGGCAUUCCGUCGGACGGCGGCAGGUUGGACAUGAUGGCGGUUGUGCCGGCGGUUGUGCCGGUGGCUGCGCAAGCGUUGUAUCUGUGUGUCUGUGCACCUGUGUAG